Haemorhous mexicanus (house finch) is the source of this 1634-nucleotide messenger RNA. RefSeq names its product TIMELESS interacting protein (gene TIPIN). The record is from RefSeq and is a predicted model, not a curated record. Gene Ontology annotation, biological process: DNA replication checkpoint signaling; replication fork arrest; replication fork processing. NCBI's taxonomy places the organism in Eukaryota, Metazoa, Chordata, Aves, Passeriformes, Fringillidae. Gene Ontology annotation, molecular function: DNA binding. The transcript is spliced from 8 exons. Bases 336 to 1181 code for a protein of 281 amino acids. Gene Ontology annotation, cellular component: replication fork protection complex; nucleus.
GACCCGGCGCGCGCUGGGGUGGCCGCGGCCCCUCAGCCCGGCCCGCGAUCCUUCGCGGCCAGAGCCGCUCCAGAGAGCGCUCCUGGAACAGAGAAACAGAGCUAUUCCUGCUAUUGCAUCAGCCCGGGGCUGCUCCGGAGAGCGCUCCUGGAGCAGAGAAACAGGGCCAUUCCUGCUAUUGCCUCGGUCCGGAGAGCGCUCCUGGAGCAGAGAAACAGAGCCAUUCCUGCUGUUGCCUCCGGCCGGGAGCUCUGGGUCAGCUUCCCUGGGGCAGCCGGAAAAGGGAACUCCUCCUCCAGACCACGUUUCGGAGUGGGAGGGGGAAGAAAGGCUUUAUGGCAAUGCUAGAUCCUUUAGAGAACAACUUGUUUGAUCUUCCUGAUUAUGAGAACACAGAAGACGAAACAUUCCCACCUCUUCCACCUCCUGCCUCUCCAGGAAGAGAUGAUGCAGAAUGGGCUCAGGCUAAUGGAGAUCCAGAUGGAAACCAGCAGUCCCAAACAAAGGAUUCUGCUGUGACCACACAGAAGGCAGUAAAAAGACCAAGGCCUAAAUUAGAUGCCCAAAGGUUAAUUUCAGAAAGAGGGCUCCCAGCUCUGAGACACAUGUUUGACAACGUCAAGUUCAAGGGCAAAGGGCACGAGGCAGAGGACCUGAAGACACUGAUCCAACAUAUGGAGCACUGGGCUCACAGACUGUUCCCAAAACUGCAGUUUGAGGAUUUUAUUGACGUAGUGGAGUCUUUGGGAAACAAAAAGGAGGUUCAGACCUGCCUCAAGCGGAUUAGACUCGAUCUUCCUAUUUUACAUGAAGACUUCAAAAAUAAUGAAGAAGGAGAAGGGGAAAGCAAUGGGCUGGAUGCAGCUGCUGAAGGUGCACAUUCCCACUCCGGCAGUGCAGAGGAGCUGGAUUCCCUGCCUGGGCCGAGUCUGACGGAGGAGCAGCAGGAGCGGAUGAAGAAGAACCGGCAGCUGGCCCUGGAGCGGAGGCAGGCGCGGCUGCAGGGCCUCAGCCAGUCCCAGCACCAGGAGCUCCCCAGCAGUUACUCAGAAGAGUUUGACAGCCCAGUUGCUCAGGAUCCCCCUGACCUUACUGAAGACACUCAGGUUCCUGCAGCCAAGGAUGCUCCCACAGAAGAAGAUGGAGAUGAUGAAUUGGGAUGUGUCAGGGAAGAGCAGUAGUUCCCCCACACCGUGAAUGCCUUUCUUGACCAAAAUAGACCCCCUGCUUUAAGUACUUUCAUUACACUGAAAUGUUGCUGGCUCUUGGCACUCCAGAAGCUUCAGGGACGUCUUUCCCAUGGCACCACUGAAGGACAGAACUUGUCCCUGGAAGCUGCAGGGGAGCAGCUCAGUACACCAGGAAACAGAACAAAGUUCUUCAGCUGCACUUGAACCAUCAUUUCCACCUCCCAAAACAUUUUCUAGGACAUGUUUAUGAGUUUUUGGACCUACUUUGAAUAUAGUUUAUAAUUUAUGUUCAUUUGAUGGAUUAAGUUGCUGUUAAAGGUGUGUUUGGGGUUUUUUAACAGUCCUUUUAACAGGGGUACUGGAUUUUUUUUAACUGCUUAUUCAUUACUUAUAUAUUUUUCAUAUAAAAUGAAAGCUAUUAAAUUUCAAAAGUCAAACCUGAAA